Molecule: messenger RNA, 684 nt
Organism: Arachis ipaensis
Lineage: Eukaryota; Viridiplantae; Streptophyta; Magnoliopsida; Fabales; Fabaceae
Source: RefSeq, a predicted model, not a curated record
AUGUCAUUGUAUGCUAAGUUCCUCAAGAAACUCAUUACAAAUAAGAGAAGCUGGAAGGAAAAAGAGAUUGUGGUUCUCACACAAGAAUGCAAUGCCAUCAUCCAAAGAGGUUUAUCCCCAAAGCUUAAGGACCCUGGGAGCUUUCUUAUCCCUUGCACAAUUGGUGACAUGACAAUAGAAAGAACACUUUGUGAUCUAGGUGCAGGCAUCAAUCUAAUGCCCCUUUCUAUGAUGAAAAAGAUGCUCAUAGGGGAUGUUAAACCAACAAGGAUGUCUUUGCAACUUCCUGACAGAUCCCUUAAGAUUCUUAAUGGAGUGGUAGAGAACUUGCUAGUGAAGGUUAGAGAGCUCAUCUUUCCAGCUGAUUUUGUGAUACUUGAUGUGGAAGAUGAGGGAAGCAAUCCAAUCAUACUAGGAAGAACCUUUCUAGCUACUGCUAGAGACCUAAUUGAUGUUGAGAAAGGUGAGCUAGUACUCAAUUUCUUCAAAGCCAUGCAAUAUCCAGAUGAGAUGGAAAAUUGCAUGAGAAUUGAUGUGAUGGACACCUUGGUUGAAGAAGUUCUUGAAGCUAGCAAUGGUGAAAAUUAUGUGGAGGAAGUCCACAGUAUCCAAGUGAAAGAGGAAGAAGAGACACAAGCUAUUGAACAGCCACAAGAAUGCAAGGAUGAUGAACCACCAAAAUAA